AUCGCCCCGCAACACGGACAAGGCAUCAACUAGUUACGUUACAUUACAGUAUAAAUAAUAAUUAAAAAAAAGAUAGAAAUAAUUGAAGGGGGGCAAUAAAAAUAUAAAAAAAUACCAUCAUCAGCUUAUAUAUAUCCAAUGAUAGUAAUACACCCCGACAAGUCGACGAACAAGCACAAUUUACAAUGUUUUCCCCCGUAUCUAAUCCGAACUCUCUCCGCCUCCGACCACCGCCGCUACAACACACCUUCCCUGCGGCUCUGCCGUCGCCAAGGUCACCCAACAUCCGUAAUUCACCUCGUACAUCACCUAUCUCGGCCACCGGUGACACCACGUGCUAUGUUCCCUCACCCAUGGCGGUCAUGUCGCCACCGUCGUCUUUAUACGGAAUUCUUGGAAUUUCGAUGGAGGCUACCGGAAGUGAGAUCAAAACGGCGUACCGGCGGCUCGCCAGGACGUCACACCCGGAUGUGAAUGACUCAUCCGGUGAGGAGUUUAUGAAAAUCCACGCCGCGUAUUCCACCCUAUCGGAUCCCGAUAAGCGGGCAGAUUACGACCGGAGGAUCUUCCGGACGAGCCGGUCUCGAACGUAUUCGAGUGGUGGACCGACCCCGUUGUACAACGGGUUUAACGGUUAUAGUGGCCGAAACUGGGAGACAGAUCAGUGCUGGUGACCCUACUCUUUGGAGAUCGAAGUAUCGUGUAUAAAAUAUUAAAAUAUGAUAUGAUAUAAUAUAAUAUAUAAUUAAAUUAGAAUUCACUAAUUAUUUGAUUAAUAAAGUGAUCAUUAGGAUAUAUCGAAUGUGAAGCUCACAUAUUAAUACUACUUUAUCUUGUCUAA
Messenger RNA from Helianthus annuus (common sunflower), 841 nucleotides. RefSeq names its product chaperone protein dnaJ 11, chloroplastic. NCBI's taxonomy places the organism in Eukaryota, Viridiplantae, Streptophyta, Magnoliopsida, Asterales, Asteraceae. Bases 186 to 674 code for a protein of 162 amino acids. The transcript has a single exon. The record is from RefSeq and is a predicted model, not a curated record.